AAUCCGUCCAGGGCUAUUUAAAUCUGAGCCUGACUGGCUACGGGACAGAGUGUUAGAGAAGUGGUUUCUGCAGUAGCACUGGAAGAGACAAUGUUGCUGUUGCUGUUGCUGUGCCUCUGCCUGAGCGCCGGGCUGGUGCACGGAGUGCAGAGCCCCGGGCCCGCGGUGCAGGAGCCCACCGCCAGCGUCUGCGUCGCCACCGUCUGCUACAGCCUGCAGCGGGAGCGCAGGAAGUUCAACAUGGCCCGCAACAUCUGCAAGAGCGGCGGGGGAGACGCUAUGACCGUCGGCUCCACCGUGGCCGCCGAAGCCAUCGCGGUGCUGCUGGGGGGCGGCGGCGGCGGCGACGAAGUGAGGGGCGUGCGCCCCCACUGGGCGGGAGGAGAAACCGAGAGACCCGCCGUAGGAGGGAGAGUUGAGCGCCCCCCCUGGGCUGGAGGAGGAGUUGCCGUGACCCCCCCGGUGCAGGGGAACUUCUGGAUCGGCCUCCAGCUGCACCACAAGGCCUGCCCGGGUAACGACAGCCUGCUGCGGGGUUACCGCUGGGUAAACGGCGAGGCCGCCGCCAACUACAGCCAGUGGGGCGCGACGACCGGGGAGUGCGGCCCCCGCUGCGUCACGGUGUCCGCCAGCGGGAUGUGGGAGGAGCGGGCGUGCAACCAGAAAGCGGACGGGGUCCUGUGCGAAUACCGGUACCGCGGCAGCUGCGGGCACCUGAGGGCCGACAAUGCCACCGUCACCUACCGCACCCCGUUCGCCGCCGACGGCCGCCACCUGUCCGAGCUGCCCGUCGGCACCCAAGCGCGGGUGGCCCCCUCGGGCCUCGAGUUCAUCUGCAGCCUGGGACAGGCGGGCGAUGCCCGCGGGUCUUGGCAGGAGAAGGCUUCGCCCCCCUGGUCCUGCCGGGUGGAGAACGGCGGCUGCCAGUACUCGUGCCACGAUUCCACGCCCGCUGGCCCAGUGUGCGGCUGCCCGGCCGGCUACACCCUGGGGGAGGACAAGAGCAGCUGCCGGCUUCUUGACCCGUGCGAGGAGGCGGGGUGCCAACACCGCUGCAUCGUGCAGAAUGGCACCCCGUUCUGCCUGUGCUGGGACGGCUACACCCUGGACGACGACGGAAAGAGCUGCACCGACGUGGAUGAGUGCCAGCAGAGACCGUGCGAGCAGAGAUGCGUGAACACCCCGGGCAACUUCAGCUGCCAGUGCUUUAAUGGUUACCAACUGGGCAAGGACAACAAGUGUGAGGACAUCAACGAGUGUAAGACCAUUAAUUCCUGCACCCACCUUUGUGCCAACACUCCUGGAGGUUACAAUUGCAGCUGCUAUGCAGGCUACCACCCGGACCCCUCUAGUUUUGGAGUGUGUGUGUUCUACUGUGAGACCCAAACAAACUCUUGUGAUCCUCUCUGUAUUGGAGACGAUUGCUACUGCCCCGUGGGUUAUAUUUACGAUGAUGUGCGCAACACGUGCCACGAUAUUGAUGAGUGUGCUGCCAACGAAUGCGACAUGAUUUGCACCAAUACCUACGGCAGCUACAAAUGCGACUGCAAAGAGGGCUUUGUGCUUCAGGAAGACGGUAUCACUUGCGAAAUUGAAGGCUCUGGCAGUGGCAGUCUCCCACUUCCCACUACCAUCUCGCCCAAUAUCAUCCAACCAGGCCAGGCUGGGGUCUCCCUUGUAGUGGUUCUGGGCUCCAUUUUCGCCAUUGCCAUCUUGACUCUAGUGUUUGCUGGCUUGGCUCACCACCUGCUGGCCAAACGGGGCAAGUGGAAAGCCUCUGGCGGCUACAAACCAACCAACGCAGACGUGGACCUCAGUCAGGUCACCUCUGUGGACGAGCAAAAGCAGCGGCUUCAGUGCACAGAGAUAUCUGGUGUGGCUACCUGAAGACAGAACCAGGCCUGCCUGUGUGUGGCCAAGUAAAAACUUUACAUUGGAAGAACAAACUGUUAUAUGAUUAUUGUAUUGGGAUGGGCGAAUUAACAAAAGAAACCUAAUUUGAAUUUAGAACAAUGUGAAGCUGUCGAGUGUGUGAACAUUCCUGCAUUUCCUAAACAAAUCUUCACACGACAUUCCUCAUGGAUAUUUGUUAGCCAAAGACCAGCCUGUUUUUCAAAAUAAGGCACUUAGGUGAACUAUAACCAUAGCCAUGGAGUUGGGCCAAUUUGCAGAAGUCAGCUCUGUGGCUUGAGACUGCAUUUCCUCCUAGCUGACAACUUUUGUUGCCAGUUUAAGGGCAGUCUAGAUAAACUGGACCAAGAACUAAGGAAACACCAUUAUACUAAGAAUGAUAUAAACCUGUUGAUUUGGAGAAGGUCUGCAGGCUUAGAUUGGUAGAUGAUGUGUUGCCAAAUUGUAACCAUCUGUCCAAAUCGGCUAAGAUCUACCUGCAAAAAUUAAAGGAAGUGUGUAGCCACCAUACAAUGGCUGCGCCAAAAGUCAUGAUAGCCAGCUGAAGUCAAACUAAGCAAUUGUGAGGGGGGCUAUUAAGAAUGAUACUGUUAAAUAAGUGUAGGGACUGAGUUGCACUAUUGGCAAUUUGACUGAAAGGACUGGAUCUCAGAACUUAAUUCAGUGGUUCUCAUACAGGAAUAUAUGAAGUGCUGGGUGUUCCUGGGACCUACCAAGGGUUGCAAUGCCAAGGCUGGCCCAUUGGGUCAUUGCAUAGACUGAAAUUGUCAGGCUAAAUGAGUGAACACUGGUUGGAGGUAAGGUCAAUGUUGUGCUGCUUCAUCCACCUCUUCCCCUCACCACCACUCCUAGUGCUCUAGCUGUCUGACCACUUCACUGAUGCAUUCCCUAUGCCUGUACUUCUCUCCGCUCCUCUGCCUGUGCUUUCGCCACCCCGCCACCUGUGCUCCCUGGUUACCCCCAUUCCCUCGGUCCCUGUACUACCUCUAGACUUGUACGCUUGCUGUCUGACUACUUCACAAAUGCAUUUUCUGUGCUCCUGCUCCCUCCAUGCCCUCUCGUGCUUCUUCCAUUCUCAUAUUCUGCUUUUUCCUCUGUGCUCCGCUGUCUGCACACUCCUGCUUUCACUGUAGUGUCCAUCUUCAUCACUCCUAAGCUUUCCCAUUGCUUCUGCUGCCCCGGUACUUUGUACUGAUUUCCAUGCUCUGUUCUUUCCAGUCAUAUAGUCAUCUAGCCCAUCUCCCAUUCUCUUUGGGUUCCUAUUGGGAAUAAACAGUAUCUACAGCGAGAAUCAGGCACUCCAUCAAAUUGAUAUUUAUGACUAAGUACCUGUUUUCUUAAAAAAAAACUUUUAAAUCUCUCUCUUUCUAUGUAGCACCUCAAUAUUCUGGGUAUUAUAUAGCAUUAUAGAGAUGUGGAUGAAUUAGUAAUCCAUCUGAAAGCAAGUAUUUCAACAAGUACAUUUGAGAACCACUGUUCUAAUCAAAAAGAUAUUUUUCAGUGAUGUCCAUUUAAAGAUUAGUUUUCUGAGCUUAUCACCCAAAUGACGGGAAAUUCAUUUGUUCAUCUGAAAUCUCAUAUGUCACCAUUCAGACAUUACUUUAAAUUUUGUAUUAGACUGAAGAAUUAUUUGUCCAGCUGGAUGUUUUCAUUGUUACUCGCAUGUUUUUAUGAAAGGAAUGAAAAGAUGAAAACUUGUAUAUUUAUAUUUAUUACAUUUUUAAAAUAUCUGUAUAAUCAUUUUAAAUCUUUUCACAUUUGUAUGCUAAUUGUCGGGGAAAAAAAACUGAAUGUCUCAUUUUGAACUGAAUUAUAUUGCAUACUUUUUUUUAAAAUAAAGAUGUUUGAAGUCA
Molecule: messenger RNA, 3764 nt
Organism: Rhincodon typus (whale shark)
Lineage: Eukaryota; Metazoa; Chordata; Chondrichthyes; Orectolobiformes; Rhincodontidae
Product: thrombomodulin-like
Exons: 1
Coding region: 91-1887 (598 amino acids)
Molecular function (GO): calcium ion binding
Source: RefSeq, a predicted model, not a curated record